This is a messenger RNA of Beta vulgaris subsp. vulgaris (sugar beet), 824 nucleotides long. RefSeq names its product putative glycine-rich cell wall structural protein 1. The transcript has a single exon. Bases 41 to 499 code for a protein of 152 amino acids. Lineage: Eukaryota; Viridiplantae; Streptophyta; Magnoliopsida; Caryophyllales; Amaranthaceae. The record is from RefSeq and is a predicted model, not a curated record.
CUCUUCUCUAUUUCCUCACUAUCAAUUUGAAAUAAUCAACAUGGCUCAUCUAAAAUCUAUUUCACUACUCAUUGCCCUACUUAUUACAACUUCUGCUGUGUUUACUGAGAGUAGGGUUGCAAGGAAAGACUUGGGUUUGGACCUUGGUGGUGUAGGGGUCGGUCUAGGAGUGGGUCUAGGCUUGGGCCUUGGUGGAGGAGGCUCAGGCUCUGGAGCUGGUGCCGGUUCCGGGUCCGGUGGGUCGAGUUCAAGCUCAAGCUCCUCUUCAUCUAGCUCAAGCUCAGGUGGUGGCGGUGGCAACGCCGGCUCGGAAGCAGGUUCCUAUGCCGGGUCAAGUGCCGGGUCCGGGUCAAGAUCACGAGGUGGCGGUCGUGGUGGUGGAGGCGGUGGUGGUGGCGGUGGUGGAGGUGGUGGUGGCGGUGGUUCGGGCGAAGGAGGUGGGUAUGGACACGGUUACGGAGGUGGACACGGUGGAGGUUACGGAGGUGGUGGGGACUAAGACUUGACGUAUGCUAUGCAUGUGCAAGUUCAUGUGUUAGUGUUACGUACCCUCAAUAUGAUAAACCUUAUAUUUGAAGAUCAGAUAAGCUUUUAAAAGAGCUUGUUUAUUGUUUAAUGAUCACCAUAUAUAUAUGUAUGGCAAGCAUCUAUGUACUGUACAAACAGAAUAAGCUAAGUGUGAGGGUGUCCCAUAGUAGAUUGUCAUUCUAAUUUGCUUUGCAUGUUCGUCGUGUUUUUAAUGUUUUUCUAGUUUCCUGUGAUUUGUGUUUUCAUUGUAAUGGCAAAAUUUUUAUAGUGAAUAUCAAAUUUGCACCUUAUUUAAA